AUGCUACAAGCAGGCCACCAAUUUCCUGAAGAAAUUGCCGAUAUUAUUAGGAAAAAUCAACAACAAUCUGCAUAUUGUCUUGUUCAGCGUUACAACCGUGAAAAUUCUGAAUUCGAAGUUCAAGAAAUUUCAACACCUCACCAAUAUCGCCCACAUCCAGUUUCCUAUAAGGUCAGGCUAAAUGAAUGGUGNUGCGAUUGUGGUCACUUCCAAGCUACUCGUCUCCCAUGUCAUCACGUUGUUGCUGUUUGUGCUAAUUCUCANAUACCACUAACCCAAGUAAUCGACCCAGUUUACAGUCUUACCAACAUUUUCAAGGCAUACGAAGUACAAUUCCACCCAAUCCAAAACGAUGAUUAUUGGUCUGCGUAUACAGGUCCAAACUUCAUACCANAUCCUAAAAUGCGACGCAAGGCAUCCGGAAGACCAUCUACAAAUAGGAUUCGUAAUGAGAUGGAUCAGUCCACUCCAGAUCAGCCAAGAAAAUGCUCUUACUNNCGCAACGAAGGUCAUCAUANGGGAAAUUGUCCAUUUCGUUAA
This is a messenger RNA of Vigna radiata var. radiata (mung bean), 540 nucleotides long. RefSeq lists its product as uncharacterized. Bases 1 to 540 code for a protein of 179 amino acids. The transcript has a single exon. The record is from RefSeq and is a predicted model, not a curated record. NCBI's taxonomy places the organism in Eukaryota, Viridiplantae, Streptophyta, Magnoliopsida, Fabales, Fabaceae. Gene Ontology annotation, molecular function: zinc ion binding.